UAAAAUCUACAGGAUGGUAGAUUUCCAGGAACAGGGCUGGGAAUCACUGCUAUAAAUGUGACUGUCUUGAGUGAGAAACUUUCCAAGAAUGUACCCUCUGGCUCUUAUUCACGCUAUGGACACCUACACAGUAAAGUUCCAGCAGAUUACUAGGCUAGAUAAACAAGACCAUAAGACCGUGACCGUGAUGCCAUCAAACAAGUGCCCAUCCACCAUCAUGGGAGAAAGUAACAAGAUGACAGCAAUGGCUGCCGUAAAUGGGGACAUGUCUGCAGUGGAGGGUCUGUCAGAGAACGACAGUGGCCUGGGGAUGGCCAAUGAGAACAGUCCCCUGACUGCUGCUGAACCGCCUUCACCCUUCAGCCCCAAGCAGAACGACGGCGCUGCCUCUCCCCCUGAUACAAACCAGCUGGCAGGUGGCAGGAAGAGAACCCGGAAGCGCUCUGAGACUGAGGACGAGUGCGUCUGGGACUCCUCCUACGGUGAGGAGGACAAAUCGCGGGCCGGGGCAGGCUGCGAAACGGGCCUGAGACAGCGGCCUCCUCCCAGGACUAUUUUCCAGGCUGGCUUGACGCCACACAGCAAGCCCCGCAGCCGGGACCGAGGCCGGCAGGGCAAGCAGGAGCGCGGAAGUCCUCUGAGCCAGGCCAUCACCAGUCCCUGUCUGAUGGUGGGCAGUGUGGUGGAAGGCCCUUCCCUGGAGCUGCUUGAACAGGACUCAAAAGACUCGGCGCAGAGCAGUGUCACGUCCUCCUCUCUCGCUUCUGCUGAAAGCGUCAGUCAGCCUGAGUACAAGGACAACAAAGGCUUUGGCAUCGGGGAGCUGGUGUGGGGCAAGAUCAAAGGCUUCUCCUGGUGGCCGGGCAUCGUGGUGACCUGGCGUGCCACAGGCAAGAGGCAGGCCUCCCAUGGCAUGAGGUGGCUGCAGUGGUUUGGAGAUGGAAAGUUCUCAGAGGUCUCUGCAGACAAGCUGGAUUCCAUCACAGCCUUUCCCAAGUUCUUCAACCAGGCCUCCUACACCAAACUGGCAUCAUAUCGGCGAGCCAUCUUCCAAGCCUUGGAGAUGGCCAGUAUGCGUGCCCAGAAGACCUUCCCGCCCUGCGAGUCAGACAACCCAGAGGACCUUGUGAAGCCCAUGCUGGACUGGGCCAAUGGGGGCUUCCAACCCAAAGGGUCUGAGGGGCUCAAACCCACAGAGAACUCUGAAAAUGGAUCACUGAAUCACCAGGUCCUUGACGUUAGUCUGCCGGAGUAUUUCCCCACAGCCAAGAGACCAAAGCUUAACUUGUGCAAGGCCAAGCAGAGCACUGAAGAUGUCUACAGCAGAGAGCAAAUGGUCCAUGAAAUUUUGAAGAAUAACAGAAGCAUAGAAGAAUUUUGCCUCUCUUGUGGGAAAACAAGAGCGGCAACCUUUCACCCACUUUUUGAAGGAGGACUUUGCCAAACAUGCAAGGAUGUGUAUUUAGAGAUGUCCUACAUGUAUGACGAUGAUGGCUACCAGUCCUACUGCACAGUAUGCUGUGGGGGCCGGGAGGUGCUCCUCUGUGGGAACGCCAACUGCUGCAGGUGUUUCUGCGUGGACUGUCUGGAUAUCCUAGUGGGGCCUGGGGCCUCGGACAGUGCCAGGGUGCUGGACCCCUGGCGCUGCUACAUGUGCCAGCCUGCCCUGCAGUACGGCGUGCUCCGACGCCGGCACGACUGGAGCAUCAAGCUGCAGGAGUUCUUCAUCAACGACAACGGGCAGGAGUUUGAAAGUCCAAAGAUCUACCCAGCGGUCCCGGCAGAGCAGAGACGUCCAAUCCGUGUCCUUUCUCUGUUCGACGGUAUUGCCACUGGAUAUCUUGUGUUGAGAGACCUCGGCUUCAAGGUGGACCAGUACAUUGCGUCAGAGGUGUGUGAAGACUCCAUCUCCGUGGGAGUCGUCCGACAUGAAGGAAGAAUCCAGUACGUGCACGACGUGCGGAACAUCACCCGGAAGAACAUUGCAGAAUGGGGGCCGUUUGACCUGGUGAUUGGUGGAAGUCCAUGCAAUGACCUCUCCAUCGUCAAUCCAGCCAGAAAGGGGCUGUAUGAGGGCACGGGUAGGCUGUUCUUCGAAUUCUACCGGCUCCUGAGUGAAGCCAAGCCCAAGGAGGGGGAGGACCGCCCCUUCUUCUGGAUGUUCGAGAACGUGGUCGCCAUGGGCGUCAACGAUAAGAGGGACAUCUCCCGCUUCCUGGAGUGCAACCCUGUGAUGAUCGACGCCAUCGAGGUCUCGGCCGCGCACAGGGCUCGUUAUUUCUGGGGGAACCUACCUGGGAUGAACAGACCACUGUGUGCCUCGGGAAUGGACAAACUGGAGUUGCAGGAUUGCUUGGAGCAUGGACGCGUGGCAAAGUUUGGAAAGGUGCGCACCAUCACCACACGGUCCAACUCCAUCAAGCAGGGUAAGGACCAACACUUCCCUGUCAUGAUGAAUGGGAAGGAGGACAUCCUGUGGUGCACAGAGCUGGAGAGGAUUUUUGGAUUCCCGGUACACUAUACAGAUGUGUCCAACAUGGGUCGUGGCGCCAGACAGAAACUCCUGGGUCGGUCCUGGAGUGUACCUGUGAUUAGGCACCUGUUCGCCCCACUAAAGGACUACUUCGCUUGCGAAUAGUAUCCUGGCCCGUGCCCCUCAGUCUAGAUUAUUUGCAGAAUACAUGGGGUAGAGAAUAAAUUCUCACUCUCUGCACUGAACGCUGCAGGGCCCCAUCUUUUCCAGGACAGGGCAUUGACACUAGAGGCAGUCUUCUACUUUAACAAAACCAGCUGUUGCAGAGAUGCCAUCUUCUUUGUUUAAAAGAUCUUUAAGAUGCACGGUCAGCAGCCAGAGACAUUUUAGACUGUGCUUUAGUCACAUGCAUUAGGCCUAUGCCCCAACUUGAAGGAGAGCUCCAGUCCCAAAUUAGAUUCAUUUAUGUUUUACAUGUGUGGAGUACUUCUAGUACAAUCUUUGCUUGAUUUAGCUUCCUGAACCAUGUCCAGUAAUCUAGAAUUCUGCCAUUAUCUCCCAGGAAAUGAUUUAAGCUGGUUUUACUUAUAGCCUGAGCUUCUCACUGGAGUUUCCUGCUGAAGAAGAUGUCCUCUAAGAUCACAGGUGUAAAAUGGUAAAAUGCCAUUUUUAAACAAUGAAAUCAUCUCCAUGCAAAUACUGCACAUUGAUUCAUAUAUUGAUAGAGCACAUUCAACAAUUAGAACAGAGGUUUAUAUUUUUGUACUAAUUCUCAGGAAACCUCAGAUUUCGUGUCGACUGGGAGAGAAGGGUUGGAUUCAAGGGUGCAUGUGCCCAGUCAUACCUAUAAGCACUGCAUACACAUCAUGAAACAUAUCAAAUUUAUCAUUUUUUGGCAGAGAAUUUUCAUUUUCAGUUCAGAGUAUGAAUGAAAGGGAGGGGUCUGCUUAUUGGCAAUAAGUCAGCCAUUUUGGGCCAUACUUAAGGGCUAUACCUCAGUUUAACCAUCAUAACCUACAGGCAGCACUUUUUUCACCCCGUCUACUGUGAGAUUUUAACAAGGAAUGUCUUUUCUAUUAAGAUAUAAAAUAUAUGCAAAACAUUUACACUGAUCUUCUUUAUUAUAUCACAGCAUCGGUUUUAAAUUUAUUUGAAGUAAAAAACAAACAAAAAACAUGAUUCAAAAAAAAAAACUUUAAUUUGAUGGAUUUCUUUUUAAAGGACAAUUAAAGUUAGACACUUUAAGAUUUUUUUAUGUAAAAAUUUGGCAUUGCAAAACAUGUACACAGGGAACACAUGAUAUGAUAUACAUGAUGUGAAUUGUACAUUUGAUUACGUUAAGUAGCAGAAAUGUCAAUUAAUACUUGAAAAAAAAAUGAAUGAACAAAAAAGAAUCACAAUAGGGGGUGAAGAAGCAGACAAAGAAUAAAUAGUGGGCUUUCACCAAAAACAAGUGGGCACUACCUCGACCUUCAAAGCCAGAAUACCGGGUAUAUUUCAUGUUUAUCCACACUCAAAAAUAUACGAAAAUAUAGCAUUUUUUGUUUCAUAUAUUCUAUAUUAUGUCACAUAUUUUAGUUAGUGGAAUGUUUAUAUAGUGAUUAUGUACUGUAUGUGAUGCUUGAAAAAAUGUUUACAAUUAAACUGUCCUUCCAAUAUAGAAAUAUUUCAGGACAAAAAAUCUGAGAAAAAGUGUUUUUUAUUAUUAUUACUUGGAUGGAAGUAAACCUUAAAAUUGUUUAGUCCAUUUUCUUUGCUAGCUCAACUUUAAUAUUUUUUCUACUAACUGUGUUUUAUACUGUGCAGCAAAUGAGUGAUGCAUCUGAUUAGCUUUUUUAAAACUGUCUUAUGUUAAUUAAUAAAUUAGAACAGUUCAACAAUAUAUAUGCUCAUUGUGCCUUUUUAGAAUAUGCAUAUACUACUGUAUAUUAAACAUUUCAAUGUAAUCUUUGGUAUUAUGGCAGUAUUUCACAUAGAAUGAUCUAUAUGCUUCCCUGUGCCUAACAACAAUGAAUUGUUUACAUGCCUUUUAUUGUAUGGUAAACUUUGUUGGAUGUCUUACUUCUGUAUAAGAGCUUUUUUUAACAUACAGAAUUAUCUAUGGCUUGCAGUUAUUUCAGUCUGUUUUAUAUUACUUAUUAACCUGUCUUUGAGAGUUGUAUGUCCGGUUUCUUUCCAUUUUUUUUUGUUUAGAAUGUAGACAGUACAUUGGAUAUAUCAUACAAUGUAAGCUUUGUUUUUUUUAUCUUAAAAUGAUGUUGUAGUUUAUUGUAGAACCUCUGAUGUUACACAUUUUUACAUUUUAUCUACAUUAGUAUAUUAGUAAUAUCUUCUUUGAACAUUAAGUAGAUGUUUAGGUUUUUAAACUUUUAAAAGAAAUGUAUUUUCUUUUGACUCUUGCAAUGGAAUAUAGUCCUUUUUAUGUCUUUUAUUUCAACAGCCUACAUGGAAUUAUUUUUUAUCAGUCUUAGUUUUAUUCUGAGAAUAAGACAUAUCAAAAUGCAGGUGGAUGUCAUUGGACAAGAUGGCGCCUGUAGUUUUAUUUUUGUAAUUUUUGUCAGCUUUUGAAAGAGCAACAGAAUGAUAUCAAAGUUGUGUACCUGCUGCUUUCUGUCAUGUAUCAAUAAAGCUGAUUUAGCCCAAUGUUAA
Messenger RNA from Anguilla rostrata (American eel), 5122 nucleotides. RefSeq names its product DNA (cytosine-5-)-methyltransferase 3 beta, duplicate b.1 (gene dnmt3bb.1). Bases 89 to 2638 code for a protein of 849 amino acids. Lineage: Eukaryota; Metazoa; Chordata; Actinopteri; Anguilliformes; Anguillidae. The record is from RefSeq and is a predicted model, not a curated record. Gene Ontology annotation, molecular function: DNA (cytosine-5-)-methyltransferase activity, acting on CpG substrates; DNA binding. Gene Ontology annotation, biological process: negative regulation of transcription by RNA polymerase II. The transcript has 22 exons. Gene Ontology annotation, cellular component: nucleus.